AUCUUUAAGCGUUGUCGGAUUGGGACAAGGCCAGCUACCUUCCACUCCGAGACGCUAAAUAACGAACACGAGAUGUCAAAUUUUUAGGUUAUGAUUUGAUAACCUACAAAUAUUUUAUAAAAACUCAAAACAGAAAAUUUAAAAUUUAAGCCUAAUUUCUAGUAUAAUUUAGUUUAUAGCUUUAGAAAAAUGGUCGAGGAACAAAGACAAAGGGUAGAACAAGAGAUGACUAAGAUGAUAAAUGAACUAGAUGUUGACUACCUAAGAAAAAUGCAAGCAGCAAUGCAUAAAUGUGCAGCGGCAUGUUGUGAAAAUAAUUCAGCUUCCUUAGAAAGUGUGCAAAAAUGUGUGGAAAGCUGCUCAGUUAAGUUGACAUGGGCUCAAGGCUAUGUACAGCGGGAGCUAGAGCAACUGCAAAAUAAGUUACAGAGAUGUGUUAUGGAUUGUAAUGAUGAAGUUCGGGUCAAAAUGGGGCCAAAUCCAACUCACUCUGAGGUGAAUUUAUUAACUGGAUUGAUCUAUAUCAAAUGAUAAAAGGAGCAAUUAAAAGUUAUCCUGUGGUUCUCUCAUUGAUCAAUCUCGGUGCUUCACAUGCUAAAUAAAACCACAAAUAUUGAAAAAUAUACAGCAAUUUUUGAAAAAUGUGCAAAAGGAUGUGUAGAUAAGCAAGUGGACUAUAUGCCAUCAUUGCUGAAAAAAAUGAAAACAGAUUUAGCCAAACAGCAAUGAUAUGUUGGAAUCUAUUCAGUGAGCAGAAGACUGUUUUUCUUUGUAUAGUCAAUAUGAAAAUUCAUAUAUAGUUAGUUGUCUAUUUUGUAGGUGCAACAUGUUUUUUAAAGGUGAAUACAUUGUUUUCUAAAAAUGUAGUUUUUACUGUAAUAUCA
This is a messenger RNA of Acanthoscelides obtectus, 884 nucleotides long. The record is from the annotation of a GenBank genome assembly. Lineage: Eukaryota; Metazoa; Arthropoda; Insecta; Coleoptera; Chrysomelidae.